AUGAUACCUCGCCCCGAGAUCCAACGUCGCAAGUUCGAAGAGCUGCACCCCAGAGACCGCAAUGUCAAGACCAACCGCAAAACCCGUAUCGAAGCCAACUGGGGCUGCAGCGUUCAAGACUGCAUUCCAAUGAAGAUCCGCCCCCGUGUCGAGCUCAAGAAGGGAGCCAAGAUCCGCGUCGGCGAUAUCGCUGGCAGUGAGGAGAUCUGGUGGAACUGGAGCGUUGAACUCCUGCGUGGCCUCGAAGAGCUGUCGACCCUGAUGGCUGGCAAGCCUGAAGUUGCUGAGGCACUCAUGAUGCACGAGGUCCAGAAGCGUCAGUCGGAUGGCAGGAACCCGCAGAGAAAGGUCGCCGAACUACUGCUCGGUGACAUCCAGCGUAUCGUUGACAAUGUCAAGCGACACCAGGCUCAAGCUGCUGAGCUUGGCAAUGGUGACCAGCAGCAAGACACUGGCAUGGCGGAGCUCGAGCCUAAGCCGGAAUUCAGCAUCAACAAGCAAGAGGGAGAGGCUCAGGUUGGAGCCCCUGAGUACUCCGAGAACAACUUCUCUCCUGAGAACAUGCCUCCCUACCCCCCUGGCGCUGCGUACAACCACGAGGGCACUUACCAGGUCGACAACACACCUCAGAUGAAGACUCUCAGCUUGAUCAACAACCCCGCUCGCCUUGCUAGUGUGCGUAUGCCCCAGAGCACCAGAGACCUCAACGCCGGCCUGCAAGUCGACGCUAUGGAGAUGCGCGCCCGUGCCCACCGUCUCCGUAGCCAGGCUAUGCGCCUUGAGGCCGAGGCUUUCGAUCUCGAGUCGGAAGCCGCCAUCGCCAGAAGAGGACCUGACGCCUGA
Aureobasidium namibiae CBS 147.97 is the source of this 843-nucleotide messenger RNA. RefSeq lists its product as uncharacterized. Lineage: Eukaryota; Fungi; Ascomycota; Dothideomycetes; Dothideales; Saccotheciaceae. The record is from RefSeq and is a predicted model, not a curated record. The transcript has a single exon. Bases 1 to 843 code for a protein of 280 amino acids.